This is a messenger RNA of Ilyonectria robusta, 759 nucleotides long. RefSeq names its product beta-lactamase-like protein. The transcript has a single exon. NCBI's taxonomy places the organism in Eukaryota, Fungi, Ascomycota, Sordariomycetes, Hypocreales, Nectriaceae. The annotation marks the transcript as partial. The record is from RefSeq and is a predicted model, not a curated record.
ACCGACUUCUCUACAUGGUUUGACGUCACUGAGUUUCCCAACGCCCAAGUUUCAAACGUCUCCCGUUGGCAAGCCGAAGCCCAGGAACUCGCCUGGCCCGAUCUGUGGCAGGAAUACCAGCACCGAUGCAUCAAUUCUCAGCAAAAGUACCCCGAGAUUGGCAGCGCUGCACAGACAGCAGGAUUUGUCACUCCCGCGAGGCCAUUCGAUUCGCUUUUUUUUGUUGGCGCGUCAGGUGUUUCGGCGUGGGCCAUCGAUACCGGCGACGGCCUGAUUCUUAUCGACUCUAUGGACAAUCCAGACGAGGCAGAGCAGGUCAUCAUCCCUGGCCUACAGGCCUUUGGCUACGAGGGAACCGACGUGAAGGCCCUCAUUAUCACUCACGAGCACUUUGAUCACUACGGUGGCGCUCUGUGGCUACAGCAAACAUAUAACAUUACCGUAUAUGCUUCGAAACUCGCUUGGGAGGCACUAGCAGACAUCGACGGCGCACCUGUUCAAGAGAAAGUGUUGGCCGACCGGGACACUUUGACUGUCGGCAACACAUCCGUGGAAAUCUAUGCGACGCCGGGUCACACGCCAGGGUGCGUCUCUCUCAUGUUUCCCGUGUACGAACACGGCAAGAAACACCUAGCCGGGCUCUAUGGUGGUGGCGGCGUCCCGAGCAGCGCAGAGGACAAGGCAACACAGAUCGAAUCAUUCCAGAAGUUUACCAAGCUGGUGAAAGACCGCGGCGCCGAUGUCCUACUUAGCAAUCAC